Molecule: messenger RNA, 1074 nt
Organism: Triplophysa dalaica
Lineage: Eukaryota; Metazoa; Chordata; Actinopteri; Cypriniformes; Nemacheilidae
Gene: arr3a
Product: arrestin 3a, retinal (X-arrestin)
Biological process (GO): signal transduction; G protein-coupled receptor internalization; visual perception
Molecular function (GO): G protein-coupled receptor binding
Source: RefSeq, a predicted model, not a curated record
AUGUCAGACAAGGUUUUCAAAAAGACCAGUGGAAAUGGCCAGCUCACUCUCUACCUGGGGAAGAGAGACUAUGUUGAUCAUGUUGAAACUGUGGAUGCUGUUGACGGUGUAGUGAAAAUUGACCCUGCAGACCUUGGGGAUAGAAAAGUCUGGAUUCAACUGGCCUGUGCCUUCCGUUACGGUCGUGAUGAUCUGGACGUGAUUGGACUUUCCUUCAGAAAAGACAUCUGGAUUCAGCAAGUACAGUUGUAUCCUGAGGCAGGCCACAAGCCCGCCUUGACAGAGAUGCACAAUACUCUUCUAAAGAAAGCUGGAGAACAGGGUCACGCCUUUACAUUUAAUAUUCCAACCAACCUUCCCUGCUCUGUUACCCUUCAACCCAGUCCAGAUGACAAAGGAAAGGCUUGCGGUGUGGACUUUGAGGUCAAGGCAUACCUGGCCAAUUCAGCUGAUGACCCUGACGAGAAAGUUGACAAGAAAGACACUUGCCGCCUUGUCAUUCGUAAGAUCCAGUUUGCUCCUGAUAACGGAUCUGGACAGAAGGCUGAACUCUGCAAGAGCUUUAUGAUGUCUGAUAAACCUGUCCACCUGGAGGCCGCACUAGAAAAGGAUAUCUACUACCACGGUGAUCCCAUCCCGAUCAAAAUUAAGGUCAAGAACGAGACCAACAAAGUUGUGAAGAAAAUCAAGAUUACAGUUGACCAAACCACAGACGUCGUUCUCUAUUCAGCCGACAAAUACACCAAGAAUGUGCUGUGUGAAGAGUUUUCGGAAACGAUCGAAGGCAAUGCGAAUUUUGAAAAAAACCUCUCAAUAACUCCUCUGCUGGCAAGCAAUAAGGAGAAACGUGGCCUGGCGCUGGACGGCAGGCUCAAAGACGAGGACACAAAUUUGGCCUCCACCACCAUUAUAAGGGCAGGAAUGGACAAGGAGAUGCUGGGAAUCCUUGUGUCCUACAAGAUCAAAGUUAACCUCAUGGUGUCAGGUGGCGGUUUGCUGGGAGGUCUGACAGCAAGUGAUGUCACAGUAGAGCUCCCUGUGACCCUGAUGCACCCGAAACCCACAGGUAAAUAA